Messenger RNA from Mugil cephalus (flathead mullet), 1487 nucleotides. Its product is annotated as nuclear factor 7, ovary-like. Lineage: Eukaryota; Metazoa; Chordata; Actinopteri; Mugiliformes; Mugilidae. The record is from RefSeq and is a predicted model, not a curated record. Gene Ontology annotation, molecular function: zinc ion binding; protein binding. Bases 1 to 1341 code for a protein of 446 amino acids. The transcript is spliced from 2 exons.
AUGGCUUCCAGAUCAGAGGAGGAUCUCUGCUGUCCGGUCUGUCAGGAGGUCUUCAGAGAUCCUGUUCUUUUGUCAUGUAGCCACAGCUUCUGUAAAGUCUGUCUGAAGAACUGGUGGAGACAGAAUCCAUUACACCAGUGUCCAGUUUGUAAGAGAAGAUCUUCAAGAGAUGAUCCACCUUUAAACUUGGUGCUGAGGAACCUGUGUGAGUCCUUCUUACAGGAGAGAGAUCAGAGAUCUCCAGAGGCUCUCUGCAGUCUGCACUCUGAGAAACUCAGACUCUUCUGUCUGGACCAUCAGCAGCCACUGUGUCUCGUCUGCAGAGAUUCAGAAAAACACUCCAACCACAGAUUCAGUCCCAUCGAUGAAGCUGCACAACAGCACAAGAAGAACCUUCAGGAAACUCUGGAGCCCUUAAAGGAGAAGUUAAAGGUUUAUGAAGAAGUUAAAGUGAAGUGUGAUGAAACAGAGAAACACAUCAAGGUCCAGGCCCGACACACAGAGAGGCAGAUUAAGGAGCAGUUCAAGAAGCUUCACCAGUUUCUAGCAGAGGAAGAGGAGGCCAGGAUGGCUGCACUGAGGGAGGAAGAGGAGCAGAAGAGUCAGAUGAUGAAGGAGAAGAUGGAGGCUCUGAGCAGAGAGAUAGCAGCUCUUUCAGACACAGUCAGAGCCACAGAGGAGGAGCUGAGAGCUGAAGACGUCUCAUUCCUCAACAACUACAAGGCUGCAGUGGAAAGAGUCCAGCGCUGCCCCCUGCUGGAUGAUCCACAGCUGCCCUCAGGAGCUCUGAUAGACCAGGCCAAACAUCUGGGCAACCUGGCCUUCAACAUCUGGAACAACAUGAAGGACCUGGUCUCCUACACUCCUGUCAUUCUGGAUCCAAACACUGCUAAUCCAACACUGAUCCUGUCUGAAGAUCUGACCAGUGUGAGAGGAGGAGAUAAACAACAACUUCCUGAUAAUCCAGAGAGGAUUGAUUAUUUGUGGUCUGUCCUGGGCUCUGAGGGCUUUAACUCAGGGAAUUACAGCUGGGAUGUUGAGGUUGGAGAUAACAGAUGGUGGUUACUGGGUGUUUUAGCAGAGUCUGUCCAGAGGAAGGGAGACAUACCAUCUGGAUUGUGGGGAAUAAGGCUCAAUGGAGGUAAAUAUAUGACAUUAAAGAAGUUCCAAAGGAUCAGAGUGAAUCUGGACUGGAACAGAGGAAAUCUGUCCUUCUCUGAUCUUGAUACUAACACACACAUACACACCUUCACACACACUUUCACUGAGAGGAUAUUUCCGUAUAUUGAAACUGAAGAUGAACUCCCAGUUAAGAUAUUACCAGUGAAUCAGACCAGUUAGAGAUAAACAGAAGUAUCCUGUUUAUGAUGUUUUUUUUAUUUUAAAGUUCCAUUUUUUUUAUUUCAGUGUUUCUUAAAAAUUAGUUUAUUCAGCAGAGUUGUGUAAAAAUGUUCUGCAUUUAAUCAAAUAUAUCUUCAAUAAUCUUG